AUGUGCAAAGUUAAAAAGGAGUGUGAAAGAAGUUCAGUGCGAUACGAAAGUUUAUCGGAAUUUGCGCGUGCUGAUGGGGAAGAUGGCGAAGCUGCCGCGGCUGCGCUACAUUCAACUCCUGAAGAUUCUUUCUCAUUUUUGUGCACACAGAUAAUUAAUAAAACUGAUGUCAUGGCCCACCACAAAAUCGUGCGAGAGACGAAAGUCCUAGUAAAAAAGGUGCAGCAGACAGUGUGCCGCAUCUCGGGAGAAAGUUGCGAAGACUUUCACACCGAACUGGCAGUUCUUAUGCCAAUGCAGACCUUGGAUGCGUUCUUUGAUUUGGAGGAGAAGAUAUUAGAAAAAAAUUAUGAAGAUGCAGUUAUAACAUAUCUUUUCACUUUAAAGGGCACUUCUGGGGAUAUUGGCGAAGUUAUGAAGCGAGUUUUUGGCGACGAAGUCCUCAGUUUGUUCAAUUGGGAUGGGAGGUGCGGGAAGAAAUCGCUUUCAGAAUUAAAAAUAGUUAGCAUUGGCUCUAUUGUGAAAUUUUCAAACUGCAUGGACGCAUCGACUUCGAAAAGGAAGUCCGAAAGAGCGUUGAGCAAAGCCACAACAGGCAAAAACGCUAUUUGCUGA
Messenger RNA from Bactrocera tryoni, 615 nucleotides. RefSeq lists its product as uncharacterized. The record is from RefSeq and is a predicted model, not a curated record. Bases 1 to 615 code for a protein of 204 amino acids. The transcript has 4 exons. NCBI's taxonomy places the organism in Eukaryota, Metazoa, Arthropoda, Insecta, Diptera, Tephritidae.